This is a messenger RNA of Ochotona princeps (American pika), 3224 nucleotides long. RefSeq names its product nectin cell adhesion molecule 4 (gene NECTIN4). Gene Ontology annotation, biological process: symbiont entry into host cell; heterophilic cell-cell adhesion; homophilic cell-cell adhesion. The transcript has 9 exons. Lineage: Eukaryota; Metazoa; Chordata; Mammalia; Lagomorpha; Ochotonidae. Gene Ontology annotation, cellular component: adherens junction. Bases 344 to 1852 code for a protein of 502 amino acids. The record is from RefSeq and is a predicted model, not a curated record.
CCUGUUCUGACCUGCUGAGCAGGUUCCCAAGUUUCUGCCGUCGUUGUUGGCCACGGCGUGGGAAGCAGCUCUGGGGGAGCUCGGAGCUCCCCAGUUACGGCCUUUCUGGGGGGCAGCUGUGGCUGGGUGGGUGGAACAGAGCUGGGUCCCCUAGUGGAGACCCGAGUGGGAAAGGCAAGUGUGGCUGUGGCUUUGUGGCUUCCUGCCUUGUCUACAGCUUCCUGCCUUCUGGGUCGGUGCCUUAUCCAGCUCUAGAGCCGGCUCCCAGGGAGAACUCGGUGGAACUUCAGAAACGCUGGACAGGUCUGCCUUUCAACCGCUGCCCCUGGCCCUGGGAGCCGAGAUGUGGGGGCCUGAGGCCUGGCUGCUGCUGCUGCUCCUGGCAUCCUUUCCAGGCCGAUGCCCCGCCAGCGAACUGGAAACCUCGGACUUGGUGACGGUGGUGCUGGGCCAGGACGCAAAGCUGCCCUGCUUCUACCGAGGGGAUCCUGGCGAGCAGGUGGGGCAGGUUGCAUGGGCUCGGGUGGACGCAAACGAGGGUCCCCAGGAGCUGGCGCUCCUGCACGCCACAUACGGGCUUCACGUCAGCCCGGCUUACGAGGGUCGCGUGGAGCAGCCGCCGCCCCCGCGGGACCCCCUCGAUGGCUCCGUGCUGUUGCGCAACGCUGUGCAAGCCGACGAGGGCGAAUACGAGUGCCGGGUCAGCACCUUCCCCGCUGGCAGCUUCCAGGGGCGGCUGCGGCUCCGAGUGCUAGUGCCUCCUCUUCCCUCCCUGAACCCUGGCCCGCCACUCGAAGAGGGUCAGGGCCUGACCCUGGCAGCCUCCUGCACGGCUGAGGGCAGCCCGGCCCCCAGCGUGACCUGGGACACUGAGGUCAAAGGCACAGCGUCUAGCCGCUCCUUUGCACACUCGCGCUCUGCCGCCGUCACCUCCGAGUUCCACCUGGUGCCCAGUCGCAGCAUGAAUGGGCAGCCGCUGACCUGUGUGGUGUCCCAUCCCGGCCUGCUCCAGGACCAGAGAAUCACUCACACCCUCCAAGUGGCCUUCCUUGCUGAGGCCUCUGUGAGGGGCCUGGAGGACCAGAAGCUGUGGCACGUUGGCCGAGAAGGAGCCUCGCUCAAGUGCCUGAGUGAAGGGCAACCCCCUCCGUCAUACAACUGGACGCGGCUGAACGGGCCUCUGCCCAGCGGGGUACGAGUGGAAGGGGACACCUUGGGCUUCCCUGCGCUGACGGCCGAGCACAGCGGCAUCUACGUUUGCCACGUGAGCAACGAGCUGUCCUCCAGGGAGUCCCAGGUCACUGUGGAUGUUCUUGUAGAUGCUCAGGAGACCCCGGGGCAGAAGGUGGACCUGGUGUCGGCCUCGGUGGUGGUGGUGGGUGUGAUAGCGGCACUCUUGCUCUGCCUGCUGGUGUUGGUGGUGGUGCUCAUGUCUCGGUACCAUCGGCGCAAGGCCCAGCAGAUGACCCAGAAAUAUGAGGAGGAGCUGACCUUGACCCGGGAAAACUCCAUCCGGAGGCUGCAUUCCCAUCACACGGACCCCAGGAGCCAGCCGGAGGAGAGUGUAGGGCUGAGAGCCGAGGGUCACCCUGAUAGUCUCAAGGACAACAGUAGCUGCUCUGUGAUGAGUGAAGAGCCAGAGGGCCGCAGUUACUCCACGCUGACCACGGUGAGGGAGAUCGAAACGCAGACAGAACUGCUGUCUCCCAGCUCUGGGCGGACCGAGGAAGAGGAGGACAGAGAUGAAGGCAUCAAACAGGCCAUGAACCAUUUUGUUCAGGAGAAUGGGACCCUGCGAGCCAAGCCCACGGGCAAUGGCAUCUACAUCAAUGGGCGGGGACACCUGGUCUGACCCAGGCCCCCCCCCCCCGUCCCUCCCCUAGACCCUUCAGCUGACAUGGGGGAUUGUGGUUCAUCUUGGAGGGGACCUCCUUAAAAGUCCCCAUUUCUUGAGGAAGAUGCUCCCUGUCCCAGCGACUGCUCAACCUGUUCCUCCAGUCCUGUUCACUGUGUGUGUGUGUGGCGGGGGGGGGGGGUCUCCCCAGGGAGUCCCUCCCACCAUGUGUGUUCAGGUCACUGUGUGUGUUUGUGGUAUGUGUGUGUAUUCGCUGACUGCAAGGAGAGCCACUGGUAUUCCUGGUGUACAUUGGGUGCGCUGCAGUUUGGGCCACGGGCUUUGGGAAGCUGCCUGGGGCGCGCUGUCUGCGUGUGGCUGUGUGUGGCCUCUGCCUCUGAAUGCAGGUGUUUCCCUCAGACCCCAGAGCAGUAUUAAUGAUGCAGAGGUUGGAGGUGAGAGGUGAAGAAGGGGGGGCCAGAUCCAGGUGUGCGGGCAUGGCUGGAACUGGAGUCUGGCCCUCAGGGUGCAGGAGCUGGGUUCCUAUUAUCUGGGAGACCUGGAGCAAGCACGAUGUGGCCGCCCAGGGGACUGCCAGAGGACUGGAGUGUUCCAAAAGAAGUCCUCUGCCCUCUGGUGGCCUGUGGGCCUGCUGCACGAACAUAUUUCCUGUAAAUAGAUCUUCCCAGGGGAGUUUCUGGCAAGAACACUGCUCCACAUUCCCUAAUAUGAGAAACGACUUUAGGAAGAAGAAGCUUGAUAUGUUCUCAUAUUUGGGGUUGCUUAGCGGGAGGCCAGCCUCCAUAGGAAUUCAGAGUGGCCCUCACCAGGGCCCCAUCUUAGGAGGCUAAUUCCUGUGGUUCGGAUGUUGUUCCUUCUAGGACAAUCUUCAUCAGAACGGCACCUUGGCAGGGACGCUGGGAGCUGCUGGGGUCUGGAGUGGGGGUUGUGAAGCUAGGGAGGGGGAAUCAGCUGUGCCUGAACCACUGCCCCCUGACCCCAUGCCAUGGCCACCUUGUCCUGCCCUGGCCUCCUCUCUGGUGUUGGCUGCAUCCACGAUUGUGUGUGUUCCCUUAGGGUGGUUGUUGGGACUUGGUAACAAGCGCUCCUGGUUAGGGUGUGAGUAUGAGGGGGAGGGAGAAAAGGGGAAGUACAGGUGGGGUGAUCGAGGUGCUGGAGGUGAGAGUAUUUCGCUAAUUUGGGGCUGUUCUUGCAGGUUCUCUGGGCUGGAGGCUAGGGUUCAAGGACGUCUGCCCAAACACACUCAGCCAGUGUUCCCAGAUAUUGUGCCCAAAUUCUGCUUGGCCUGAAAUUCACUGAUUUCCAGACCAAAGGAGAGUGUCCCUCUGUUCCCCAGCCAGCCCAGACAGGACUCUGAGUGUGGGGCCCA